This is a messenger RNA of Pararge aegeria (speckled wood butterfly), 4420 nucleotides long. RefSeq names its product CUE domain-containing protein 2. Bases 108 to 974 code for a protein of 288 amino acids. The transcript has 8 exons. The record is from RefSeq and is a predicted model, not a curated record. NCBI's taxonomy places the organism in Eukaryota, Metazoa, Arthropoda, Insecta, Lepidoptera, Nymphalidae.
CGUCGCUUUUCUCGUUAUUGAGUUUCUCUACUGAAAAACAAUUAAUUUAUUUAUAAACCCACUCUGUACAGUUGGAUUAAAGUUCAAGAUAUUAAUAACCAGGUAAAAUGAGUGCCAUUGCUCAGCAAGAGUGCCUGGUGAAGGAGAGUUUAUUUCAGUUUAUUAAUAAAAACAUCCCUUCUGCGGACGUCAGUGUUAUAGACGACAUAGUGCUCGCAUACGUUAUUUCCAUUCUGGAAGAAGCUUCCCAGGACCCAUGCUUUGAUUUGGAUGGUUUCAUAGAAAUGAUGGCAGCAUACAUCCCCAAGUUUGCAAGCAUUGAUUCAAGCCUGGUUUGCUCCUGGGUCCUCGAGUUGGAAGCUGAGCUGUCACGCCGUGAUGUUUCCGAUACUUUGUCUAAUCACGACGCCUCUACCGAAAGUGAUAGAAUCACCGUCACUCUGCAGACUCUGAAUGAGAUGUUGCCAUCCAUUACGAAGAACAAUCGUUCUCACUCCAACUCGGAGAAUUCGGAGAGCUCUGAGAACACGGAGCGUCGUUCUCUCUUCGAGGAAGAAGAGCACCCGCAGGAAUGCCAGUUGCUGAUCGAGAUGUUUCCUAACACCUGCGCUAUGGAGAUAAAGCACUGCAUUUCCAUCGCUAACGGCGACGCCGAGCGCGCGGCGGCCACUCUGUUGCACCGCCGCGAGCAAGGCCAGGCUAUGUACGCCGCCGCCCUGCACGCUGCCGCUAGACAGCCCAAGAUCAACGACCAGGAGCUCAAGAGCCGCAUCAUCGCUCGUUAUUCGUACGUGGAUAAGAAUUCCGAGGCGAAGGAGCACCGCCCUCUGGCUCCCAAGAUCGAGCCCAAGAAGAUGGUGCGUUACCGGGACAACAAGAUCGUCUCGCUGAAGGGGGAGAGGUACACCGAGGUGCCGAAGUCAGGAGCCGACGAGGAACAGUUGAGGAAGCCGAAAAAACAGCAUUGCCCUUAACCAUUAAAACCACGUCAGUACGGUGGAAAAGCGGACCCGCGUGCCGCUUACAUUUUCCUUCUUAUCUUACUCGUCCUCUCCCUUGCGUGCCCUAGCUCAUGCGACAAACCGAAACACUCGCGCAAACACCCACAAAUACGCGCAAAUGCUCCGAGUACUCGCGAUUACCUGAACAUUAAACGCGCAUCAAAAAAUACGCGCGUAAUCUCGAGUGGAAUACGCGUAAAUGUUACACGUAUGCGAAUGCGAUUGGCUACACCAAAAAGUCUGACGUACGCUCACGAAUACCAACCCGGCACACGGCCAAAAUACGUGCAGGCGAUGCGUGUUUUAACACGCGAAUGCUUGUCUCAGAAACGCGCAACACUGUCAAAUUCGCAUAAAAACUUUGUUAAAGCUCACGUGAAAUUGACAACUUCUCGUGAUAACUUAAGUAACAUUAAAGUAUUUUUCGCGUGUUCGCGGAAACACUUAACUGUAGUAGAUAUAAGUCUAACGGAUUCGCGUAAACACCCAAUUUGGACCCGCGUUAUUAUUUUGAACGUCAGGGACAGAAAAACGAUUUGCCCAUUGACGUGGGCCACAAAGUCGGCGCGCAAUGUGCACGUGCGUUUCAGUUUUCGCAUUUUAGCUGUCACAGUUGAGGCUGGGCACGCAUUUUGUCGUGUUAGUGUUAGUGUAGUAAACGCGCGUGAUUCGCAAUUUUUUUACGCGGCGAUUUUUUUAACCGCUUUUUCCAGUACUGAUUUUUUGUAUGAGUUUACCGACUCGCCUCUGAUUAGGUGUGUUCAUAGUCAGUUAUUUAAUUUAGUUCGCGUAUUUAUCGCUAAGUUUAUAUUCACUUUAAGGCAGCUCAGUAUUAUUUUAACUAGCUAUACUAUGGCAUCAAAUUGUUGUAAACUAGGGAUGAAAAAAUGUGUUCAUUUUGAUAGGGAAUUAUUAGGGAAAAUAAAAUCGAGGUGGGAUGCCAUAGAUAGUUAUACACAGUUUAGUAUAACUUGCUACUUAGAUAGCGGUCCGCUAAACUGUCUCCCGGUUCAUGAGUCAGGAAUCGUGGGGCAUUUCAGUGCACCAAAAAAUCUAAUCACUAUUAUAGUUUUAAGUAAAACCUUUACACCUGUGAUUUUAAACUGUUAUAAUUUUAUUGAAAAUGUGAUUUUUAUAAUAGUUUGGUCGUUUCUAUACUCAUCUGUGAUUUCGAUGCCAUUGACUAUUAAAAUAGUUUACCCUAUAAGCGGUUGAAUUAUUAAAUUUAGGUUUUUAUUUUAAUCACUAUAUUAUUAUUAUUAUUAUUAUUAAUUAAUAGAAUUUAUUAUUAUUAUUUGUUACCAGUCUGCGAGUGCGCAUGAAACUGUGAUGAUUUUUUUUUAUUUUCGGAUAUUUGUUAGUGAUUUGAUAAAAGGUUUUUAUUUUUAUAAACUGAGUUUAAACAACUUUUUAUGAGUAUAUAUUUUGGUAAGAAACGUUUCUUAAAAUACUCAAGACGUUUUACAGAUAUCGAUAUAUAAAGUAACAGAUAAAAAAAAAUAACAUGACAGUUUAGUCCUAAGAUUUGUUGAGAACUUAUUAACAUCCGCUUACAACAUCAAAUCUAUCUGUAAUCUGUUGAUAAGUUGCCUAGCAAAAUUGUAUGGAUAUUUAUAGCAAAAACAACGAUGCUAUUUAUUUUAUAUCUUAAUUUAUCUUUAAAAAAACAUGCAAAAUUCUGUUACAAUAAAUGCCACAUAAACCACAGUUGCGUUUUACCGUCAAAUCUGUCAUUUCAUUCAACAUUAUGAAACAAGGUAAAGCUUUUAGUACAAAAUAUAAAAGAAAAUUAAAUUUGUACUUGUGGGUAGGCAAAUAAAUCGCAGCUCAAUAUUUACAUUGUAACAUACAGAAAGUACUCUAGGUAAUAAAUCUAUAGAUUACGGAUAGAUCGAAUAUCGAAAAUGGACAUUAGCAACCAAUACCGAGUUUAUAAAAUCACUAACAUUUAUCGCAAAUUUCUAGACUUUUCGAAUAGACUGAUCUAUUAAAGACGAUCUCAUUGAAUGAGAAUUUCAUCAUUGACGUAAAAUAAACAUUAAAACGUUGAGUAACAAUGUAAAUACAUACCCGAGCUGACAUUUCGAUUUUUUUACGACCUUACUGGCGCAGUGGUAAACAUCCGGGUUCGAUUUCUGACAGGGGCAAUUGUAUAUUUAUAAUUUUUGAAUUUUCUGGUCUGUUCUCGUGGGAGGUUUCGGCCUAGUUACACUACCGAUUAGCGUUUUAGCGUUCCGGUACCAUUUUACAAACCACCGGGUUCAAUAUAGCAGUCGUACCUCUAACAGGUUCGCCCGCUACCAUUUUAGACGGCAUCAUAAUUUAUGGAAGGUCCCCUUAAACUCUAAAUCCUACUUACUCUACUCUGAGAAAGGGGGCCGACUCCCAGUCGUGGGAUAGUCCUAGGCUUAACAUACAUAAAUUGCACUCCAAAAGCCAUAAGGUGUGUACUACAUAAGUAUUAUAAAUAGAUAAGCGAUGCAAGCAAACUAAAUUGCACUUUAUUGCUGCGCGCGAUGGUUCUUAUUACACUGAAUUGUUUUCACUGUCCCCAAUGAGAAAGCCGCUUGGUCGAUUGCUAGGGUUCUCUAAAAUAGAUUUGAUUUUAGACACACUUUUUCUUAUCCUAAUUGUAUUUGAGACCUGAAUACCUGAGAUUUUUAUGAAGUUAUACUCUAGUUUAGGUUAAUAAUGACGUGUUUUGACACUACAAGCGUCGGAGAUUCGAGUCACUUAAAACUUGUUGCCCAAUGGACCAGCGCAACAAGUUGCUUCUUCUACAUUAUCUGCUAUACUAAACUAUUGUCAGCGAAAGGAUAUCAUUAAUGCAAAAUUUUACCGUUAUUUUCUCUGUGACGAAAAUAAAUUAUUUCGUUUAAAAACACAGCAUAACCAUGCUUAGUUAUUAACGUAUUUUUUUUUAAAUUAAAUUAGCCAUUUUGAUUUUAAACCUUAAAGGAGGGCUUAACAAACUAUUUAUUAAUACUUUGGUUUUAUUUUACGUCAAUGGAGAUAGAUAGUAUUAUUUUUUCUAUUUAAUCUAUAUUCUUCUCUCGGCACAGCUGAGUUUAUACUCUGUAUUUAACUUUGAAUCUAUCUAACACCUCUGCUGUUUAAAAAUUAUAAAAAGACUAUUAUUAUAUAACAUACUAAUCGAAAUAUACGUGUCAAAUCUAUUUAUAUAAUAGAAUUUAAAAAUCAAAACGUACGUAUCUGAAAAACCAACUAUAAUGUAAAGUAUGGGACAACCCUGACAUAAUCAAUGAAAAACCUAUCGAUCUAAAAUGUUUAUCCAUUUUCAUGGCUAAUUGGAAAUAUAAAAUAGCAGAGGGUUAUUAUUUGACUUGAAAUUGUCGUUUCCUUAUUAUAAUUUUUUUUUAAAUUCGACAAAAAAAGCAAAGCCAAAAUUGGUGCUUUAA